This is a messenger RNA of Macaca mulatta (Rhesus monkey), 2349 nucleotides long. Lineage: Eukaryota; Metazoa; Chordata; Mammalia; Primates; Cercopithecidae. The record is from RefSeq and is a predicted model, not a curated record.
GGCCUUACGUCAUUGGUCGGCGUCGGGAAACCUUCCAUUCUUUGCUGCUGAUCGCGGGAUUCCAUUUGGGUAGUUUUCACGUUCGUGGAUAGACUCGUAUCUGUGACCAGUGUCAGCCACCGCGGAUGGCAAGAGACCUAAUCGGACCGGCCCUGCCGCCCGGCUUCAAGGCCCGCGGAACAGCGGAGGACGAAGAGCGGGACCCGAGCCCUGUUGCAGGACCAGCUCUGCCCCCUAAUUAUAAAAGCAGCAGUUCAGAUUCAUCAGACAGCGAUGAAGACAGUAGUUCUUUGUACGAAGAAGGAAAUCAGGAAUCUGAAGAAGAUGACACUGGUCCAACUGCAAGAAAACAGAGGAAAAAUCAGGAUAAGGAUGAUGAUGAUGAUGAUGAUGAUGAUGGGUUUUUUGGACCAGCCCUUCCUCCUGGAUUUAAAAAGCAGGAUGAUUCUCCUCCAAGGCCCAUAAUAGGUCCUGCACUGCCACCUGGUUUCAUUAAAUCUACACAGAAAAGUGACAAGGGCAGAGAUGAUCCAGGACAACAGGUAUCAUCAUCCCAUUUCAACUCUAAGGUUUGGAAAGUUUUCAUUGAAAGGAUAAGAUGUAUUGUAACAAACUCCAAACUUUAUGCAUGCAGUUACUACAAUCACUGGACUCAACUGUAAUGAAACAGACAGCAGUGAAGAUGAGGAUAUUAUUGGACCAAUGCCUGCAAAAGGACCAGUUAACUAUAACGUAACGACAGAGUUUGAAAAAAGGGCUGAGAGAAUGAAAGAAAAACUGACCAAAGGAGAUGAUGAUUCAUCUAAACCCAUCGUAAGAGAGUCAUGGAUGACUGAACUUCCUCCAGAAAUGAAAGACUUUGGUCUUGGGCCAAGGACUUUUAAGAGAAGAGCUGAUGACACAUCUGGAGAUCGAUCAAUCUGGACAGAUACUCCAGCUGAUAGGGAAAGGAAAGCUAAGGAAACACAAGAAGCAAGGAAGUCAUCCGGUAAGAAAGAUGAAGAACAUAUAUUAUCAGGAAGAGAUAAGAGACUGGCUGAGCAGGUAUCUUCAUACAAUGAAUCAAAAAGAUCAGAAUCUCUUAUGGACAUGCAUCAUAAAAAGUUAAAGAGUAAGGCGGCUGAAGACAAAAAUAAGCCUCAAGAGAGAAUACCAUUUGACCGUGAUAAGGAUCUCAAGGUUAAUCGGUUUGAUGAAGCUCAGAAAAAGGCCCUGAUAAAAAAAUCUAGAGAACUAAACACCAGAUUUUCACAUGGCAAAGGCAAUAUGUUUUUAUAAGGGGAUUUCCCUGUGCAAUGAAGAAAAGUUGAAGAAUACUCUUUGUCCAUCUUUAUUUCUUUGUUUUUGGCUUCUUAAGAUUAGAGAUUAUUUUAAUCUUAAAAAACAUACAGAUUUACCUUGUUCUUUGUGUCCUUUUAAGGUCAUGUGGAAACAUAAAACAAAUGUUUCUUAUAUAGAACAGGAUAUUCUAUGUGCCUUUAGCUUCUGUGGAAGUAUGGGGAAUUAUGGGCUUUUCUUCAAAUAAUUAUUUUAAGAGGCUUCCAUUCCCCCUGAUUUUUGUGGUGUCUCACAAGUACCCUCUAAGGUCUGGUCAGGACUGACUGCCAAAUCUCUACCACAGCCUGGACCUCCUCGUGAAAUAUACCUAACCUGCCCUGGAGUCAGUGUGUCAAGUCCUUCCUGUAAAUCCGUGACUUUGAAAUGUGUUGUUAUUUCCCUUUAAACUGCAGCCAGUGAAUACAAAUUUACUUGAAAAUAGAGGGUAUGGGUUUUGCCUGUUUUGUAAUCAGUUUUCUUGUUUUAGUACUCAGGGCUUUUUAUUUGUUGUUUAAUUUUUUUAAUUGUUUUUAAGUCAGAAAGAUCUCUGGGUUAUCUCAUGUGCUAAGGGAAAACUAUUUUGGUUUUUCCAACUUUAAUAGUUCGUAUUUCUAGGGGAGGCAAUCAGGACAAGAUAUGCCAUUAACUGUUGGCAGUGUGAAAUCUGUAAGACUUAGUCUCUAUGAUCUCAACCAAAGCUUUCUGAGUCCUGGAACUUUGCUUUGGGACAAUCUGACUUUACUCAUUUAUAUACUGUACUUAACAGUUUGUAGCUAAUAUAUGGGGUCAUAACCUUUUUUUUUAGCUAAUUUACGGGGGUCAUAUCAAUCGUGAAUAGCCUUUUAAAAAAAAUUUAUAAUCCCUAAAUACAAAAAUGGAAAUGGAAAAUUUAUAAUCAUAACCCUCCUAAUUGGGAGUAUUAUAAGUUUGUAAUGCUUUAAGCACUGCCUCUUACGAUGGUAAAUUUAUAAGAUGAUAAAUUUUAUUUAAACUAUUAAACUAUUGUUAAAUAAAUGGAAAUUCUAUAAGUUA